AUGUCAGAGCACAGCAGGAAUUCUGAUCUGGAAGAUUCCCUUGGUGAGGAGAUCGACGAAGAUGAGGUCUUGGCUAACUUGUCCCCCGAGGAGCUGAAGGAACUGCAGUCGGAAAUGGAAGUCAUAGCCCCGGACCCUCACCUGCCUGCGAGCAUGAUUCAGAGAGACCAGACCGACAAGCCACCCACCAGAAACUUCGACCACAAAUCUCUCAUCGAUUAUAUGUAUUGGCAAAAGGCAUCUAGGCGAAUGCUGGAAGACGAGCGCGUUCCUGUCACCUUUGUGCAGGCUCAGGAAAAUACUCAAGAACGCCAUGAAGACAGAGACAGAGGUAUUAAAAAUGUGCCCCGAUUUUUAAAAGAUAAACUGAAUAAUGAACUAGUUGCACACAAAAGAGAAUCAGAGGGUAGCAACAGUGUACAAGAAACAGACAAGGAUGAUGAUGAUGAUAAUGAUGAAGAUGAUGAAGAAGAUGACGAUGAUGGAGAAGAUGAUGGUGAAGAGAGUGAUGGAAAAACCAAUAGAGAAAAAGAAAACGAAGCAAAGGUACAAGCUCGCAACGGUGAGAGCAAUAGCCAAAGAGUCACUAGGAAAGCCUUUGACGACCAAAAAGACAGGCCUGAGGCCCAAGAAAAAAGUGAGAAGAAAAUAGCAAAAUUAGAUCCGAAGAAGUUAGCUCUAGACACUAGUUUUCUCAAGAUAAGCGCAAGGCCUUCAGGAAAUCAAACGGACCUGGAUGGGAGCUUGAGACGGGUGAGACAGAAUGACCCAGACAUGAAGGAACUCAACCUGAACAACAUCGAAAACAUCCCCAAAGACAUGCUGCUGGACUUUGUCAAUGCAAUGAAGAAAAACAAACACAUCAAAACGUUCAGCUUAGCAAACGUGGGUGCAGAUGAGAAUGUGGCCUUUGCCUUGGCCAACAUGUUGCGGGAGAAUAGAAGCAUCACGACGCUCAACAUCGAGUCCAACUUCAUCACUGGCAAAGGCAUCGUGGCCAUCAUGAGGUGCCUCCAGUUCAAUGAGACUCUCACUGAGCUUCGUUUCCACAACCAGAGGCACAUGCUGGGCCACCAUGCAGAAAUGGAGAUCUCGAGGCUCUUGAAGGCCAACAAUACUCUCUUGAAGAUGGGCUACCAUUUUGAGCUUCCUGGUCCCCGAAUGGUGGUGACGAACCUGCUCACUAGAAAUCAGGAUAAACGGAGGCAGAAAAGGCAAGAAGAACAGAAGCAACAGCAACUGAGAGAGCAGAGGAAGUUAAUAGCCAUGUUGGAGAGUGGUCUAGGGCUGCCCCCUGGGAUGUGGGAGAUGUUAGGUGGGCCCAUGCCAGAUUCCAGAAUGCAAGAGUUCCUCCAGGCUCCUCCUGGACGCCCUCCUAGUUCUCAAGCGAUGCCCUUUGGUCGAAGGAAUGAAAUGAUGCAAAACCCAUCUCAGCCUCCAAAGUACCAGACAGACCCCGACUCCUUCCGGGUGGUGAAACUGAAGAGAAUCCAGCGCAAAUCUCGCAUGCCAGAAGCCAGAGAACAGCCUGAGAAAACCAACCUCAAAGAUGUGAUCAAAACACUCAAACCAGUGCCCAGAAACAGACCACCGCCACUGGUGGAAAUCACACCCAGAGAUCAGCUCCUAAAUGACAUUCGCCACAGCAACAUCGCCUAUCUGAAACCUGUGCAACUGCCAAAAGAACUGGCGUAG
Messenger RNA from Dipodomys ordii (Ord's kangaroo rat), 1695 nucleotides. RefSeq names its product leiomodin 3 (fetal) (gene Lmod3). Gene Ontology annotation, molecular function: actin binding; tropomyosin binding. Gene Ontology annotation, biological process: pointed-end actin filament capping; myofibril assembly; muscle contraction. The coding region runs from base 1 to 1695 and encodes 564 amino acids. The record is from RefSeq and is a predicted model, not a curated record. NCBI's taxonomy places the organism in Eukaryota, Metazoa, Chordata, Mammalia, Rodentia, Heteromyidae. The transcript has 3 exons. Gene Ontology annotation, cellular component: striated muscle thin filament; myofibril.